UGCUGCCCUCUGCUGCUGAGGAGAGGGCACUGCAGCAACAGAGUGCGUUUGGCCUCGUUCUCUUCAGCUGCCAUCGUGUGUGACAUCAUCACGCCGUGACACAUGACCUCCACCGCGUGUCACACAUGAGCUCGUAUGUGUGAUCAUUUCUCAUCCCUUGGGUCAAAGCUGAAAUGUUCUAACACUUGAGGAGGGAACUGUUUCCUCCUGUGAUCUCGUUAUAAUCUCAGAUUACAGACGCUCACGUGUGUCACUGUGUGUGUGUGUGUGUGUGUUUCUCUCUGCAGUGUUUACUCUGUGUUUGAGCAGCCUGAGGAGGUCAAAGGUCACACUUUCACCACAGUCAGAACACCCACUGAGAGGAGGCGGAGUCCCGGUCAGACGGAGGACAGCAGUAGAAAAGACGAAGCGUCUCUGCGGCGUCUCUGCGGCGUCUCUGCGGUGUCUCUGUGGUGUCUCUGUGGCGUCCACACUCUGACAGCAUGGAGCUGUACCUGGACCUCAUCUCUCCGCCCUGUCGCUCCGUCUUCCUGUUGGCCAAAGUGCUCCAGAUUCCCUUUGACUUCAAGCUGGUGCAGCUCAUGACGGGUCAACAGUACAGUGAGGAGUUUGGCCAAAUCAACCUCAUUAAGAAGGUUCCUGUCAUGAAGGAAGGAAGCUUCAUUCUGACAGAAAGCGUCGCCAUCCUGAAGUUCCUGGCACAGAAACACGCCUCGUCAGCGGUGGAUCACUGGUACCCGGCCGACCUGCAGCAGCAGGCUCGUGUUAAUGAAUACCUGUCCUGGCAGCACCUGAACCUCCGGGUUCAUGGCUCACGGGUCUUCCUGCUCUGGGCCUUUUAUCCUCUGGUCACGGGCUCAGAGGUUCCCAAGAAGAAGACGGAUGCUGCUGUUGAAGAUCUCAAACAGUCCCUGAAUCUGCUGGAGGAGAAGUUCCUGCAGGACAAGCCGUUCAUCAUCGGAGACCAAGUGUCUCUGGCUGAUCUGGUGGCCAUCGUUGAGAUCAUGCAGCCCGCUGGCACCGGCCUGGACGUGCUCGAAGGUCGUCCGCGGCUGAUCGCCUGGAGAGAGCGAGUGGAGCAGGAAGUGGGUAAACAGCUGUUUGCUGAAGCUCACGCGUCGAUCAUGAAGGCGAGCAGCGUCUUACAGGAGAUGCAGAGCAGCAGCAGCAGCAGCAGCAGCAGCAGCGGCGGCAGCAGCAGCAGCAGCAGCAGCCACCUGCAGGCGCUCGUUCCCAGGUUCCAGAAGGUUUUACACCAUUUCUCACUCAUAUGAUUACAACAGUGUUUUUAACGUGAAUAAAAAAAAGGUUUUGGUGCUGAGGAAUAUUUACCUGCAGCUGAGUCGUCAAACAUUUGCCAACAAUAAAAACCUGAGUUUUAUGAAACAGAAAAAGUGAAUUUUUCUUCUGAACUUAAAAAUAAUAAAUCUCAGAAACUAA
This is a messenger RNA of Solea solea (common sole), 1440 nucleotides long. Its product is annotated as glutathione S-transferase theta-1-like. Gene Ontology annotation, molecular function: glutathione transferase activity. The record is from RefSeq and is a predicted model, not a curated record. Gene Ontology annotation, cellular component: cytoplasm. Bases 483 to 1274 code for a protein of 263 amino acids. The transcript has 5 exons. Lineage: Eukaryota; Metazoa; Chordata; Actinopteri; Pleuronectiformes; Soleidae. Gene Ontology annotation, biological process: glutathione metabolic process.